GGCGGAAGUGGCGGGGGCGGGGCCAUGGCCGAAGGAUUCCGCCGGGAAAGGUUUCUGAGGCGGGUUCGUCCCGGGGCCGGAGCUCCUUGAUUUUUACUUCCGAGGCCGGGACGGGUCGAGGGCUGAGUGCGUCCGUCCCUACCCGUCGAGGACCCAAUGCUGCCUGAGGCUUGAGCCCGACAGAAAAACCACACCUGAAAAAAAAAACAAACCACAAAUCCUCCUAUGUCUGCAGUAUCAGCGUGGAUUCCUCAGGUUCUUCAGGGUUGGAGAUCCUUCAACAGUGUUAAAUAUAUUACCGUCUACUUAGGAGAUGGCUUCUUUGCCAAGGAAGGGGCUGCAGGCAAGGAUUCUGAGCUCUGAAGAAGAGGAGAAAUUAAAAAGAGACCAAGCCUUAAUGUCUGAUUUCAAACAGCAAAAACUGGAAAAAGAGGCUCAGAGGAACUGGGACCUUUUUUACAAAAGAAAUAGCACUAACUUCUUCAAAGAUAGACACUGGACCACCAGAGAGUUUGAGGAGCUCAGAUCAUGUAGAGAGUUUGAAGAUCAAAAAUUGACUGUGCUUGAAGCUGGCUGUGGUGUUGGGAACUGUUUAUUCCCACUUUUAGAAGAAGAUCUGAAUAUCUUUGCCUAUGCCUGUGACUUCUCUCCAAGAGCCGUUGAGUAUGUCAAGCAAAAUCCUUUAUAUGACACAGAAAGAUGCAAGGUGUUCCAGUGUGAUCUAACCAAAGAUGACCUUCUGGAACACAUGCCCCCCGAGUCUGUGGAUGUUGUCAUGUUGAUAUUUGUACUCUCUGCUGUUCACCCUGAUAAGAUGCACCUUGUCUUACAAAACAUUUACCAGGUAUUGAAACCAGGCAAAAGUGUCUUGUUUCGUGACUAUGGCCUAUACGAUCAUGCCAUGCUUAGGUUUAAAGCUGGCAGCAAACUUGGAGAAAACUUUUAUGCUAGACAAGACGGAACCAGAUCGUAUUUUUUUACUGAUGAAUUCCUGGCUCGUCUUUUUCUGGACACAGGUUAUGAAGAAGUGGUGAACGAGUAUGUGUUUCGCGAGACAGUGAAUAAAAAAGAAGGCCUGUGUGUGCCGAGAGUGUUCCUUCAGAGCAAAUUCCGGAAGUGUCCUAAGAACCCAACACCUGCGACCCUGGGCCUGGGUCACAAGUCUUGACCUUUCACGAGGUUGACAUUUGUGCCUCCCCUUGAAGAGGAAAAUUUAUUUUUUUAAUUUUUUUAAUGUUUUAUUUAUUUUUGAUACAGAGAGAGAGCAUGAGAGGGGGAAG
Suricata suricatta (meerkat) is the source of this 1280-nucleotide messenger RNA. It is a transcript of the gene METTL6, whose product is annotated as methyltransferase like 6. The transcript has 6 exons. NCBI's taxonomy places the organism in Eukaryota, Metazoa, Chordata, Mammalia, Carnivora, Herpestidae. Bases 314 to 1168 code for a protein of 284 amino acids. The record is from RefSeq and is a predicted model, not a curated record.